Molecule: messenger RNA, 2742 nt
Organism: Heterobilharzia americana
Lineage: Eukaryota; Metazoa; Platyhelminthes; Trematoda; Strigeidida; Schistosomatidae
Source: the annotation of a GenBank genome assembly
AUGAGCUGCAAGGUACCAUUUGGAAGCAACACUAGUAGAAACGUCAUAAAUGUUCAUCCGAAAUGGAUGAAACAGGUUUCCGCAGUUAAUCUAGGACCUGGAUGCUACGAUAUAAAUUUGACAGGAAAUAAAACUCGGCAUUCAACAGCUGCAUCUUACUACAGUUCCCUGUUGGGUUGGAAAAGGCAGUAUGAAGUUAAGCGUCUUGCCAGCAUACCAAAUUUAUUCAGUCGGAAUCUCAAGUUGUCAAAGGAAUCUCAGCAAAGAAAUCUUGGACCUGGGCGAUACAACAUAUCAAGAGAAGUGAAAGUUAAAGGAAAUUCUGAAUCUAUAGGGCCUAUAAAUACAAGAGAAGUUCGUUUUCCAGAGUCCAAAACAAAUGAUAACCCUGGAGUGGGUACUUAUGGUGUUAAAGGUGACCCGUAUUUAUACAAAGAGGAAAUGGAUGCAAAACACAAGUCUCCAUCCACAAAAGGCUUGUUGGAACGUGGUGGAGAUGGGAGUCGUUCUCUUCCAUCUACGGGGUGUCACUUAGCACCAGGUACUUAUGAAGUCAGUGGAUCGAUAGAAGAACUACUCAAUAAAAAAACUGGAAACCGUGGCCCUUACGAUUUGAUGACAGGACCAAGAAGCUAUGAUAAAGUAUCUGAGUACCCAGAACCAGGGACAUAUCCAGUCAGAUCGUUCACAUCAGACCUUUUGAGACCAGAGAAGCGGUAUACUGGAAAAUUCCGUCGACUAGUGGAUGAAAAUAAGAAGAUGGAUAAAUGUUAUUCUACUAGUGUACAAAACAAACUUAUUGCUUCUAAAUUAGGACCGAGUUAUUAUGAUCCUAAUUAUCCAAGUGAAGGAAGAAAGAGUUUCAAUCGUCAAAUGCCAUCAUUUCUAUCAAGUUCAUCUCGUGAUGCACACUCCUUAUUCUCUGUCAGACGGGUAAUACUUUGAGAGUGAAAAUGUUGUUUAUUUUCAAAAGUAUUCAGUCUUUUUUUCUGUUAACAUAGUUUGGACAAGUGUUCAUCCAGUACAAUUGAUCGUGUUUAGUGACAGAGAUCAACAAAUUAUCUUUUAGGAAAUGUAUGCGGGAAAAUAAUGACAAGUUUUGUGCAAUCUUUUCGAACUGUUGCAAUUUAGUCACGCUUGCCUACAUUCUAUAAUGAACCGAAAUUACUAACACGACCUGAGAAUAAGGUCAAGGUUCACCUUUUCUCAAGCCAUCAGUAAGGCAGUACACAAAGUUCUUCCGGAAAGAAGGAAUGACAGUGGUUUUGCCGAAAAGUUAAAAUCUGAAUAAAUCAUCUGGCCUCGAACCUUCGAAAUUCAGCUGAAGUCUUACAGUUAGUGAUUAUUCAAAAAGAUGACUAGCACCGUACUGAUAUUUCGUAAAAUGGUUAGCCAGUACUUAGAGCCUUUUAUUUCCCAAUAUCCUUAGCCUCGUGAUAAAAACUUUGUUCGCUACCAAUGUAUUGAUUCUGAAAACCAAAUUAAUAGUAAGAACGGUUUCCAUUUUGACCCGAUAUCCAAGAUGACCAUGACCUUGAUAAACAUUAGAAAUUUAGUAUUCAAGAUUAUUUCAUAAAGAACUGAAUUAAAUGAUCUUUUUGGGACUGAUUAACGGCAAAAAGAAGACCGAUGCCCAAUCUUACUGUAAACUGGUUAUUUAAUGACGGUAUUGGACCGAUCAGCUAAGCAGCAUUUCUGAGGUGAUAAAAACGUUGAUCCAAAAUACCACUAAUAAAAAUAUUAAGGAUCCGGAGCAAAGAUGACCGUAAACAUCUCUUUUAAUCACGCAUAAAUGUUCCGAACUGACAUCCUGAAAACGUAUUCCCACCUUCAUUGAACCGUCUUGCGGAUUUGCACUUCACUAAGCUGCAUAUUUUAGGAACUAGAGGCAACAUAAGUGCAAUUCGUCUGAUUAACUUGUAAAAUAUGGUAGUAAAAUACAUACAUCCAGUUGUGAGUGAAUGACAGAAAUGUUGUCAAAAACAUUAUAUUCCUGUACUCCAAUACAUGCAGAAUUUCGCUAAGGAUGGAACUAUUCACAUGGAUCUUUUACCACUUAUGUAAAAUUGGUGUCUGGAACUACAGUAACUGGAAAUCAUGUAUCUUAGAGAAUAAAAAACGUAUAUUUACUGAAUAGCAGCAGGUCAAAAACCCUUGCUUCAGGCCUUUUACACUCAGUCAAAAAACAGUCUUGCAGGAUUUUACAACCAUAUUAUUAUUAUUAUUUGUCAUUUGGGUUCCCAGUGGAACAAAGGGCUUCAGUUUCAAGUUACCAUUUCACUCUCUUCUCUGCAGUCUUCUCAACCUGGCUCCACAACUGCCCAUAACCAUUCAUUCCCUCCUCACACGAUCUCCUCCAUAUCACAAUCGCCUCAGAUGCUCAACUCGUCGUUUCCAAUUUGGGUUCCAUUCGAGGGCCUGGACUAGCCUGGCCUGGCCUGGCACGUGGUGUCCCCAAUAGGUCUUCUCAGUGUAUGUCCAAUCCAAUCCAUCUCCACUUUCUUCUGCAGAUUUGUUGGGUGAUAGGUUCUUGGUUGGUUCGUUGCCAGCCAGCCAGCCAAAGUUCCCUGUUGCUUAUUCUCAUCAUUAUUAUUCUGACCAUCAGGUCUUCAGUGUCAGUAUCGAGUGAGCUUAGACGGAAGCUGUCGAUGAAUAUCUGUAGUUUGUUGGAAAUGCUUUUCAUAAGGCGCCAAGUUUCUGAACCACUACAUGGAAGCACUGACUUGACUGACAUUAAUGUUG